Messenger RNA from Mizuhopecten yessoensis (Yesso scallop), 1125 nucleotides. RefSeq names its product clathrin coat assembly protein AP180-like. Bases 72 to 524 code for a protein of 150 amino acids. The transcript is spliced from 5 exons. The record is from RefSeq and is a predicted model, not a curated record. Lineage: Eukaryota; Metazoa; Mollusca; Bivalvia; Pectinida; Pectinidae.
CUGAUAUACAAACGGAUGUGUGAACAACUAAAUCUAGCGGUUGCGGGUACGGUUCCAUCUAACAGGCUAACAUGAAGGGGAUUGCCAUUGUUAUCGUAGUCCUGAUAUCCGUUACAAACGGAUUGGAUUUUUGUUCAUCGAAUCAGAAAGAAAAGGCAAAAUGUGGGAGCAAUGGUAUAUGUAAAAUGCCAACAUGUACGAACGUAACAACAACAGCAGCACCAACAACAGCAGCACCGAAAGGAGCACCAACAAAAGCAGGGAAAAUAUCACCAACAGCAGCACCACCAACAGCAGCACCACCAACAACAGCAGCAACAACAGCAGCAACAACAACAGCAGCAACAACAACAACAGCAGCAACACCAAUAGCGUCACCAACCAUUGCUGAUUGUAAUUUAACAUGUGGAACUGGUCAAGUUUGCCGUUACAAAUGUACAGAUGAAAGUGGAUCCAUUAAGCAUGGACUGUCCCCUCUGGUCCUGCUAGUCGGAGUCUUCACCAAACUGUUUCUGGUCGGAUAACUUGACUUGAUAAAGGCGUUCUGCAAGUUGUUCUUUUGAUUAUAUCGUGUCACAGGUAGCAUGACGGAUAACAACUAUGUAGCAACAAACGUCUUUGUCGCAAGCAUUGACUCUAAUCAAGACGAGCUGCAACAAGAAUCCAGACCAGACCCUUUGAUAACAUUGUGCUUGGAAUUUACUUUGCAGUUAAAUCUAGUGUAUUUCAAAACAUUUUGAACAUUCAUAUUACAAAACAAAAUACCAGAAGAUCUCCGAUACUUUGAGUUCAUACCGGCAAAAUUAACAAAAUAAUGAAUAAACAAAUAAACAAAUGAUAUAAAUAUAAAAAAUAAAAGCAUAAAAUUAACUAUCAUGAUCAAAAUACCCAAGGGAUAUAUGUAAAGCAGCGCGGGAGACGGAGACAUUAGCAAUUCGAAAUAAGGUAUUUGUUUUCUUUUUCUUUUUGGAGAAUGAUGCCAAUACCCUAAACAAAAUCUUAGUACUGAAAUCCCAUUUGAUAAUCAAAAUACAUGCAUUAAUGAAAACAUUUGCAAUAUAUAUUGUAAUUGAACAUAUCCUAAUGCAAUUGUAUUUUGGUGCGUGGUUGUACUUUAAUAACAUU